This is a messenger RNA of Penaeus vannamei (Pacific white shrimp), 1087 nucleotides long. RefSeq names its product cuticle protein 7. Lineage: Eukaryota; Metazoa; Arthropoda; Malacostraca; Decapoda; Penaeidae. The record is from RefSeq and is a predicted model, not a curated record. Gene Ontology annotation, cellular component: extracellular matrix.
UCCAGUUAGAAAGCAGCGCGCUCCCUUGCAGCGUCGGAUGACGAGGCGGGUCAAUCGCCACGCCCACGAGCCGCGGGUAAAUCGCCUCGUAUAAAGUGCGGGCACCGGGUGGUCAGGGCACAGUCCAUCCAAACGCAGCAAAAGUGCAGCCAUGAAGACAGCAAUCGUAGCCCUGUGUGUGGUGGCGGCGGCGUGGGCGGCUCCCCAGGGCGGCUACAACUACCAGGCGCCCGUGGUUCAGCAGCCCGAGUACCCGUCGGUGCCCGCCCAGUACAGCUUCCAGUGGGACGUCAACGACCAGUAUUCCGGCAACUACUACGGUCACCAGGAACAGCGCGACGGCGACAACACUCAGGGCAGCUACUACGUGCAGCUUCCCGACACUCGCCUCAUGAGGGUCGAGUAUUACGUCGACGAGUACGGCUUCCACCCAGUCAUCACCUACGAGGGCGAAGCUCAGUACCCAAGUGCCCCUGCCCAGGUGUACUCCCAGCCUGCCCCUGCCCCUACCCAGGUGUAUUCUCAGCCCGCCCCUGCCCCCGCUCCUGCCCCUGUCCAGGUAUAUUCUCAGCCCCGCCCCUGCCCCGCCCCUGUCCAGGUAUAUUCUCAGCCCGCCCCUGCUCCUACCCAGGUGUAUUCUCAGCCUGCCCCUGCACCCCAGCCGACGUACCAGCAGCCGGCCCCUACACCUUCUCAGCUCUACACCCAGCCGGGGAAAUAAGCCCAUGAGAUGAAAGCCUUUCCGAGGACCCAUUUCAUUCUAGACCUCCCCAUAGUUCUACCCACCCUGUCACGCAUAGAUUCUCAUGUGUUCAUACAGACCAAACUCUCACUCGACCAGAGUUGGAGUUAGUUUUUAUUUCUCUAUUUUUGUUUGUGUGUAACUCCACCAAGAUGUUAACCAUUAAUUUUUGUUCUCCUGUGUUACGCUUAUUAGUGUUUUCUUGUGUUGUUUGUUCUGCCUAUUUCCGCUGAUGUUCGAUAGCUACUCUUUUGUCUAGUUACGUGUGAAUUCUGUGUUAAGAUAUAUUUUUUAUACUGAGAUUUUAUGAAUAUAUAUAUAUUUUGAAUAAAUAUUUCUGCAGAA